AUGUCAAAUCAACAUCAAAUCAAAUCAAACCAACCACUCAAAAUAAUCGAUUUAACUCAAGAUCAACCAAAUCAAAAAACAUCUUCAUCACUUCAACCUUCGACUUCGACUUCUACUUCCACUUCUACUGCUGCAUCAGGAUCAGGAUCAGGUUUAGCUUCAACUUUUAAACUUAGACACGGUCCAAGGCAACAACAAUUGGCUGCAUUACAAGCUACUGCAAGAAGACAAGCUGAACAAAGAUCACAACGUCAACAACAACUAACCAUCUCACCACAUCAUCAUCAUCAGCUGUUUUCAUCUUCUAAUUCUUAUUCAUCUAAUUCAACUCCUUCAACUUCGUCACUUUCGAUUCCGCAUCAUUUUCAAGGACCUACUUCUUAUCCACUCACUCCUUCUCCAAGAUCAAAUACUUUCUCUUUACCUACCUCCAAUCAUCCGAAUCAUAAUCCGACCAAUUCUAAAUUCAAUCAAGUUCAUAAUUCGGCUUAUAAACCAGUCUGUAUAGGUUUAUUAAGCUCUUUGGUGUUAAUGUUAUAUCCUUUGAAAGAAUUUCAAUCAGAUAUCAUUGGUCCGGGUGGAAAACCUAGAGCUCAAACUUUACCCGUUAGACUUCGACGACUUCCUCCGAAUGGUGGUAAUGAGACGUUGAAGGUGCUUUCGCCUUCUGAUGAACAAUUCGGAAUGGUCGAACACAAGGUCGGUAACGUCAUUGCACCUUUACUAGGUCCCAUCGAUUCGAUCAGUGGAGGUCCUAGCGUAGGUGGUUGGAAAGCUCCAGAAUCGGAUGAUGAUGAUGAAAUUAUAGAAACGGACGGUUUAGGAGGAAACAAGUUGAAACGUAGAGCACAACCACUUGGACGACAACUUUAUAUUGAAUGUUGUGUGAUCAGACGUGGCGAAAAGAAUCCACUCAUGUUACCAUUACAACUCUUGGUUUUCUGUUCACCCGAAUCGAUCUCAGCCAUAGGGGCUUAUUUUACUCGUUCGAAUGUCGUCCUCGAACAUCCACUUAGCUAUGAUCCAGAUCUGCACUUGGGAUGUCCUUAUCAUAAUCCACAUUCAGCUCAACCGCGUGAAGGUAUCGAUCAAAUUCGACAAAGACUCUUAGGUGGACCUGCCUAUGGAACUUCCAAUUUAUUCCUAGGUUCUCGAACUCCUCAAUUCAAGACUUAUGAUGCACAUGAACAGGUCGAUGCAGUCUUCAAAUCGUUGGCAAGUGGUGUCGAUCUAGAUGAAACCGAACCGAGUGAUUUGAUUUCGAGUAAAUUAUAUGCUCAUCAGAAACAAGCCCUAUCCUUCAUGUUAGAUCGUGAGACCCCAAAGGAAGUCAAACCCGAACCCAAUAAAGUAAUACAUGAUCCGGACGAACGAAAGGCUCAGCUUGAUCACGAUGAAGCGAAUUUGGUGUGUUUAUGGAAAAAGUCACGUGAUUCUUAUGGAAGACAUAUCGGAUGGGUUAAUGUGGUCACAGGGAUCGAACAACUUGGCAUUCAAACACCCAAUCAGUGUCGUGGAUCGUUACUUGCUGAUGAUAUGGGUUUAGGCAAGACGAUCUCGAUAAUCUCACUCGUGGCUACUACCCUAGUUCAAGCUCGGGCCUUUGAGCAUAAUCAAUCUUCAUCUUCAUCACAGCCACCACAAGAAGGAUCAUCUUCAUCGAUCCAACAAUUGAACACAUCGAUGUCUAAUGGAGAAGAUCAUACGAGGUUAGCUGAAGGAUCAACUUCAAAUCCUAAAAAACGACCAAAAGAAACGAAGAGUUCAAUUAAGAAGAAAGAAGCUACCAUCGAUCGAAACCGAUUGAUCACGAUGAAAUCACGAGCUACCUUGAUAAUCUGUCCUUUAUCUACAGUUCAAAACUGGGAAAGUCAAAUCGAAGAACACGUGAGGAAAAUCCCAUCAAAGACUUUGAAAAAUUCAACUCAAGCUGGAUUAAGUGUUUGUGUUUAUCAUGGUAACAGUCGAACGACAGAUGUCAAAGUUUUAGCAGAUCAUGAUGUAGUGAUCACAACUUAUUCAUUAUUAGGAUAUGAAUAUUCUAGACAGAAUCGUAAAGAAGAAGAAGGUGCUGCUCAAGAUAGUAGUGAUGGUGGAAUUGAAGAAUUAGAUGGAUCUGGAAAUUCGUUGACAGCAACCGAGUCAAAUGAAAACAGUAAACGAAAGAGACCUCUGAAACGGAAAAGGAAGGGAGAUGGACUUCCUAGUCCUUUACAGUCUAUCGAAUGGUUUAGAGUCGUCCUGGACGAAGCUCAUAUGAUCAAGGAACACUCUACUAUACAAUCAAGAGCGGCUUGUGAUCUCUUAGCCGAAAGACGAGUUUGUCUUACGGGUACACCUUUACAAAACUCACUCAACGAUUUAUUUUCAUUAGUAGCCUUUUUAAGACUCGAACCAUUUACAGAUCGAGUGUUUUGGACGACUCAUAUUGGUACACCAGCCAAAUUAGGAGAUAAGUUAGGAGUCUCAAGACUGAAAUUAAUCAUGAGACAAAUCGCAUUAAGAAGAACAAAGAAUUCGAUUGAUAAGAAUGGAAAACCGAUUUUAAGUUUACCUACCAAACGAGAUACGAUUGUUUAUUUAGAAUUAGAUGAAUAUGAAAAGAAAUUUUAUUCAACUUAUCAUCAACGUAGUCGAAAGAACUUUGAAUUACAACAAAAAGAUGAAACGGUUUUAAAGAAUUAUUGUUCGAUUUUACAAGAAUUAUUAAGAUUACGACAGAUUUGUACACAUAUUGGUUUGGUGACGGAUUCAGAUGGGAAAAGUUUAGGAAGUAGAUCAGGGAAUGAGUUUAUGAAGAUUUUAGAAGGACAGAAUCAAUUGAUGAAAGAAAUCGAAAGUGAAGGACUUAAUAAAUCAAAUUCGAUCAAGUUGGUAAACUUGAUGAGAGAAACUGGGGUAGGACAGUGUAGUGAAUGUGGAGAAGAAUUGAUGAUUGGAAAUCCAUCAGAAGAACUAGAAGAGAUGUCUUCUUCUAGACCCAGUAAACGACCUAAUAAGAAGAAAGCCAAAAGUAAUCUUGAAGAAAUUGAUUCAUCAUGUGGUGGUGGUGGGACAGCUAAUAAUAAUUUGAAAUCGAUCGUUGUGACUAGAUGUCAACAUUUGUUUUGUGUAAGAUGUUUUAGAGAAGAGGUUUGUCCAGAAUGGCCAUUAUUAAAAGGAUCAGCAGAAUGUACAGUAUGUUUUCAAGUCUUGAAAGAUCCAAUUAAAGAUAUCAUUGAAGUGACCGAUUUAAAACUUGAAGAACCUCAACCUCAAAAAUCAGAAACUUCAUCAUCAUCAAAAGCAAAAGGAAAAGGGAAAGCAAAAGGAGGGGAUCAUGAAACCGAAAAGAAUGAGUAUGGUCAUAGUACUAAAGUUCGACAUUUGAUUUGUGAUUUGUUACCGUUUAGUCAAGCUAAUCCAGCUUCGAUGAAUUAUGAUCCAUUGAACAUGAUCUUUGAUGUUCAAGACCGGCAUGAUGAAGAAGAGGAUCCUGAGCAUGAUUAUAAAGCUUGUAAAGGAUCAGUGGUGAAGAGUGUAGUCUUUAGUCAAUGGACUAAGAUGUUAGACAGGAUUGGAGACGCACUAGAUGAAUUUAAUAUUGGAUAUGGUAGAUUAGAUGGAACGAUGAGUCGACCUGAAAGAAACAAAGCCAUGGAAGAUCUCAAGACCGAUCCGAAGUGUGAAGUGUUAUUAGUGAGCCUAAGAGCCGGUGGGGUAGGAUUAAACUUGACGUGUGCUCAACGAGUUUAUUUAAUGGAACCAUUUUGGAAUCCUGCGGUUGAGAAUCAGGCGGUCGAUCGGGUUCAUAGGCUUGGACAAACUAAACCGGUUCGAAUGAUUCGGUAUAUUAUUGCUGGAUCAGUUGAACAGAAUAUGUUAGAAAUUCAAAAACGAAAAACUGAACUUGCAAAUAUGAGUUUAGGUCAAACUUUAAGUAAGGCUGAAUUGGCUAAACGUAGAGUUGAAGAUUUAAGUAUCUUGUUUAAAGAUAAUAUGAAGGGUGAUAAGAAUGAAGGUGUUGAAGUUGUUAAAGAAGAAGUUAAAGAAGAAGUUAAAGAAGAAGUUAAAGAAGAACUUUGA
Molecule: messenger RNA, 4065 nt
Organism: Melampsora larici-populina 98AG31
Lineage: Eukaryota; Fungi; Basidiomycota; Pucciniomycetes; Pucciniales; Melampsoraceae
Exons: 7
Coding region: 1-4065 (1354 amino acids)
Molecular function (GO): ATP-dependent chromatin remodeler activity; ATP binding
Source: RefSeq, a predicted model, not a curated record